Messenger RNA from Zea mays, 1487 nucleotides. Its product is annotated as VQ motif-containing protein. The record is from RefSeq and is marked predicted. NCBI's taxonomy places the organism in Eukaryota, Viridiplantae, Streptophyta, Magnoliopsida, Poales, Poaceae. The transcript has a single exon. Bases 260 to 1300 code for a protein of 346 amino acids.
CUUCGGGACCGGAUAAUUUCAUUCUCUCCUGUCCGUCUCCGCUUUGGUGGAUCGGCCGAAAUCGUACCAGGCUUGGCGUGCGCGCUUCUCCCAGCAUGCUGCUGCACCGUCCCUGGUCCGCGGAGCUGCUUCGCUUCCUCCGUUAGUACGAAGGUAAUGACACGCAAGCUGGUCGUAGCUUGGUGAGCUACGGACUGCGGUUCCACUUGCACCAAGGCCCAGGCCGGAGCCGUGGACUAUCACGCCUACGUUCCGUGGGAUGGACUCCGGCAAGAGCGCCAGCCUGCAGUCGUCCAGCGGCGGCGACGACGAGUUCGACUGCAGAAGCGGUGCCGACUCCUCGCCGCUAUCCGCCCUGCUCCGGCAGCCGCCGCCGCCGCCAUCUGUGCCGGGCUUCGGCGGCGGCUCCUUGAUCUACGGCCUCCAGGAGCUCCGCACGCCACCGCUGUCCCACUGGUGCUCGACGACGGCGCCCCUCCCGGCCGGCGCAGAGGCCUCGCCGCCGUCUCUGUCCGGCCAUGGUUCUAUGACGGCCUACCAGGCCGACGCAGCGCCGGUCCAGCUGGCCGCAGCGGCGCCGCCGCAGGGGUCCAGGAAGCGGGCGCGGGCGUCGCGCCGCGCACCCACCACGGUGCUCACCACCGACACCUCCAACUUCCGCGCCAUGGUGCAGGAGUUCACCGGCAUACCUGCCCCUCCCUUCGCCGGCGCCGCGAGCGCACGCUCUCUCUUCGACCACAUCUUCCCCUUGCGCACCGCCGCCGGGACCGGGAGCCUCGCCACGCUCCCGCAGUACCUCCGCCGCCCCUUCGCGCAGAAGCUGCACGCGUCGAACCCCUACCCGCCGAGCUUCGCCUCGUCCUCCACGUCCUCACCAGCGCCGACCAACGUCUCCAUUGCGCCCGCUUCCACCACCACCCCGGGCACGGCAGCCGUGGCGUCCAGCGACAGCUACCACCAGCUCACAGCAGCCUCAACGUCCGCUCUUCUCUGGAUGCAGCAAGAUCACGGCAGCAACAACUACCACCCGUUCCAUCAGUGCUCCUCCCUCGGCGACGGCAAAUACGCGGCGCACCCAGUGUUCGACCGCGGCAUACCGUCGCCGCCGUCGUCCUCCACGAGGCUGCAGGACCGGGCGGACUUCGUCGGUCUCACACACGACGUCAUGGUGGGCUCCCAAGGGCCGAACGUGUACUUGCACCCGCGCAACGGCGGCGACGACCUGUCCAGCCUGGUCGGGGGCGCGUCCGUCACCGGGGCCGGCGGCUGCAAGUCGACGGCUGGAGCGCAAUCGGCGUAAGCGUAACCCGUCGGCCAACGUCUCCACAACGACGACGACGGCCACAUCAGCGGCGCCGGAGGGCAUGAGAAAGCAAGCAGGCGUUGACUCAUGGGUCUGCAGUUCUGCACAUCAGAUUAUGCACAUCUGAUUAAAAUUUACUUGCUUAUUUCCAAGAAUCCAAUCGAGAGUAGUACAUGAUGCGAGC